Dromiciops gliroides (monito del monte) is the source of this 3199-nucleotide messenger RNA. Its product is annotated as 24-hydroxycholesterol 7-alpha-hydroxylase. The transcript is spliced from 12 exons. Gene Ontology annotation, molecular function: oxidoreductase activity, acting on paired donors, with incorporation or reduction of molecular oxygen; iron ion binding; steroid hydroxylase activity. Gene Ontology annotation, biological process: bile acid biosynthetic process; cholesterol homeostasis. NCBI's taxonomy places the organism in Eukaryota, Metazoa, Chordata, Mammalia, Microbiotheria, Microbiotheriidae. Bases 191 to 1594 code for a protein of 467 amino acids. The record is from RefSeq and is a predicted model, not a curated record.
UCCCUUCUCCGAGGCUUCCCCUCACUCUAACUAGCCUGACUUCUUGUCAGUCUCCAAGGCAACGUGCUUUGAAAGUGCUCAAGCUGGGUACCAGCCAGCAAAUUGGGCGACGCAAACUAUCUUCCAAUCAUCAAUAAAACGAUUAAGACAAACACCACGACGACGGUCCUGCUGGUUACUGGACAGAAAAAUGGAGAUAGUUUUAAUGUCUUUGGCCGUAAUCCUGUGUUGCACCGCCUUUUAUUUAUUCCAUCAACAAAGGAACCUUCACAGACCCCCUUGCAUAAGUGGCUGGAUUCCUUGGAUUGGAGCUGGGUUGAAGUUUGGAAAAGCCCCUCUGGAAUUUAUAGAGCAAGCAAGAAUCAAGUAUGGACCAGUAUUUACAAUUUUUGCUCUGGGUAAUCGGAUUACCUUUGUAACUGAGGAGGAGGGUUUUGAUAUAUUUUUCAAGUCAAAAGAAAUAAAUUUUGAACAUGCAGUGGAAGACCAUGUUUAUCGAACAGUAUCAGUUCCAAAGGACAUCUUUUUACAAUUCCAUGGUCUAUUAUAUGGUUUGAUGAAAAACAAAAUGAAGAUUUCCCAUCUACAUCAGUUCAGUGAAAAGCUGGUAGAAGGAUUACAUGAACAACUGGAGAGUUUGGGCACUGAUGGAAACAAGGAUCUCUACAACUUAGUAAGGUCUACCCUGUAUCCUGUCACUGUGGAUAUUAUUUUUGGCAAAGGCUUAUAUCCAACAACCCAGAAGAAAAUUCAAGAAUUUCACGAACAUUUUCAGAAUUAUGAUGAUGGUUUUCAAUAUGGGAGUCAGAUACCAGAAUGUUUCUUAAGAAACUGGUCAAAAUCCAAAAGGUGGCUUCUAAAUCUCUUUGAACAAAGCAUUCCUGAUUUAGAGAGGGAUACGACUUCAGAUGAUCUGACAAUGCUGCAAUUGAUUACCGGUGCCUUAAGGCAGGGAACAAAAGGACAUAAGGCUCCCAGUUAUGCUGUUUUAAUGCUUUGGGCUUCUCUGUCUAAUGCUAUUCCUGUUGCAUAUUGGACAAUUGUUUUUGUUCUUUAUCAUCCUUCUAUUUACAAGAAUAUUAUGGAAGACAUAUCUUCUGUGUUUGGUGAAGCAGGUAAAAAUAAAAUGGAAAUUUCAGAAAAUGACCUGAAGAAACUUCCACUAAUUAAACGGUGUGUUUUGGAAACCAUUCGCUUAGUUGCCCCUGGCAUAAUCAUAAGGAAAGUGAUAGGGCCAGUGAAGAUUUUGGAUUAUACUAUUCCUUCUGGAGACACAUUAAUGAUGUCUCCUUUUUGGUUCCAUAGAAAUCCAAAGUAUUUUCCAGAACCCGAAUUGUUCAAACCCGAACGUUGGGAAAAGGCAAAUUUAGAGAAGAAUGCUUUCUUGGACUGGUUUGUGGCAUUUGGAGGAGGAAAGUACCCAUGUCCAGGAAGGUGGUUUGCUCUACUGGAGAUUGAACUCUUUGUUGCCUUAAUACUUUAUAAGUAUCAAUUUAAUCUGCUGGAUCCAUUUCCAAAACAGAAUUUUAACCAGUUAGUGGGUGUGCAGAAGCCAUCAGGACCAUGCCGGGUGGAAUAUAAAUGCAGAAAAUAAAAGCUAUUUGAUAAAAGCUUUAUGGGCCAAUACCUAAGCAGACAGAUUCCUGAAGUGUCAUAAUUCCCGUGUUGCUGGACUUGCUGAACUAAUGUACUAUACAUCAGGGUAUCUUAGUUAACUAUGUCUAACUAGGUGAAUUUUUUUGUUUUAUCCAUAAUUGAGUCUCAUUAAUUAUUAAUCAAAUUAUUAUUAAUUAUAUUGCAUCUCAAUACCAGAUAAAGUAAAUUAUAAAUGUAAAAGUAAAUGUGGUACCAGUUCUACCAACAAAACUGAAAGUGGUAAAUUGUAAAUAUUAAUUAAUUAAAAAUAACUUUUAAAAGCAGCUUUUUCCCCUAUCUACAACAUGAUACAAUAUUGUUUUAGAUUAUUAUUUUUUUUACUUAAAUUCCCUGGGACCCUUGAGAAAAACACACAAAUUAUGUUUGCUAUGAAGAAACUUACCUCAUGUUGUAUUCUGAAUAACUGUCAAGUAAUAGAAAAGUCGCAGAAGCUGUAUGGCAUAAUAGAAAAGCCUGAUCUUGGAUUCAGUAAGACCUAGGUUUAAAACUUGCCUCUGACUCAUACUAGCUAUGUGACUAGGACCCAGUGCCUUAUCCUUUCUGUGCCACAGACAGCUUUCUUAGACUAUAAGAGUCUGCAUCAGUGAAAGGAAUUUCCAUACUGGAAAUUUCCUAUACUAUUGAAAUACUAAAUUUGGACACAUUCUGCUCCUGCCCUCAAAAUGGAUGGGAAUGCUGAUUUGGGUGGUAUUAUUCUGGAUUUAUGUAGCACUUGCACUGUUAGAUUAAUCAUAAUUAUUAAUAUAUCUACAAUUUUAAGUGCAUCUAUUACUAAAUCAUAUGAAGAUAUAUUUCAUAUGACAGGUGCCACAAUGAUUAGAGUGCUAGACUGUGGAGAGACCUGAGUUCAAAUGCUGCUUCAGACAUUUAUUAGCUCUGUGACCCUGGGCAAGUCACUUACCUCUUUGCCUCAAUUUCCUCAUCUGUAAAAUGGGGAAAAUAACAGUACCUAUUUCACAAUGUUGUUGGAAAGAUAAAAUGAGAUCCUAUCUCUAAAAUGCUAAGCACAGUGCCCAAUAGACCCUUAAUGUAUGUUUAUUCUUUUCCCUAGUAGAUUAUUUAUAAAAGUUAUUAGUCUAAUUGAAUUGAAUCAGUGAUAGAUUGCAACUUCUUUUUGUCCCUUAGAGUUCUUUUCAUAGUGCCUUACCCAUAGUGGGUGAUCAAUAAAAAAAUCAUUAUGUAUCAAUUGAUAGUUAAACUGAAAUCAGUCUUUCAGUCUUUUGCAGCAUAGAAUGUUACUUAUACCUGGAAGAUAUGAUUAUGAUAACCUAACAAGAAUAAAUUGCUUUUGAAUGUAAUUAUUUAUAUUAUAAGCGUCUUGAAUGUACUCUGUGAAUCAAUGGAAAAGAUUAUAUUUUGUAUGGGGGAAAAUGUAACAGCAAUCUCAAAGAAAAACUUGACUUGGCCAUGUUAAUGUUAAUGCCUUGGGGGCAGCUAGGUGGUACAGUGGGUAAAGCACUGGCCCUGGAUUCAGGAAGACCUGAGUUCAAAUCUGGCCUCAGACACUUGGCACUUACUAGCAAUGUGACCCUGGGCAAGUCAC